Molecule: messenger RNA, 1002 nt
Organism: Aspergillus thermomutatus
Lineage: Eukaryota; Fungi; Ascomycota; Eurotiomycetes; Eurotiales; Aspergillaceae
Exons: 4
Coding region: 1-1002 (333 amino acids)
Biological process (GO): positive regulation of transcription by RNA polymerase II
Cellular component (GO): nucleus
Molecular function (GO): DNA-binding transcription factor activity; transcription cis-regulatory region binding
Source: RefSeq, a predicted model, not a curated record
AUGGUCCUCAAGGCAGUUCUAGCUCUCGCAGCUAGGCACGACGCCAUCCUGUCAGACUCUAGCGACUGGGAAGCCGCUGAAUAUCACGGUCAAUGUCUGCAACUCUUGAUCGCUGCGCUGGCGCAGCCGGAGGAUACGUACGACGACAACCUCCUUAUCACGGUAGUGAUUUUACGCAUCUACGAGGAACUGGAGAGCAGCAACGACGAGAAGUACCAUUUGUUCGGCUCAAACCGUCUCCUGAACACCAUGUCCAGGUCGGCAUCAUCUGGGGGCCUAGCUGAAGCCGUGAGCUGGCAGUUCCUGAGGCAGGCGAUAUAUGCAUCUGUCGUCCAGCACCAGCCCAUGCAGCUGGACUUGGAGAACUAUGAGAGCUCGGCCGUCUUCCACCGUCGCGACGAUGCUGCUUAUGCCAAUAUCAUCAUCUACCUCUGUGCUCGGAUUAUCCAGUUGUGUGAAGGAUCGCACACUCGUGGCAUGGACGAGGAGACAUGGCGCCAACUCUCUGAUAGUGUUGAGCAAUGGCAUCGAGGAAAGCCAAUCAGUUGGCAACCGUUGAAGUACAAGUCGGCGAACAUUGCGGAGAAUCGACCGUUCCCUGAGAUCUGGAUGAUGUCUCCGCCAGCAGUGGUCGGAAUGCAGUACUAUCACACCUCCUGUAUAUUUCUCACUCUGUCAAACCGACACUGGCAAGUCGCGAGUGACUACGAGCUGGCCCGUUCGCAACGUAUAGUAGAGAAUACAAUCGCAUCCCACCUAAACAUGGUCAUCGGCUUGUCCAUGUCGAAUGAAACGGUCGAGAAUGCAUACUUUAUGGCGUGCCAUUUAUUACACCGCUAUGGCUACUGUCUGCGACAUCCUACCGAACAACGCGGGUCAUUGCGCUUCUUGGCCCAUGUGGAAAAGACAGUGGGCUGGCGGACGCAGUGGAUGAUACGCGAGCUGGAGAAACAGUGGAGUGAGCUGCAGGGACUGGAUACGUGGGGGGAAAGCCAAGUCUAG